AUGAGCUUCGCGUCUCUACGCCGAGUCCUCAGAUCAGCUCGUAAGGGACUCUGCGCAACUUGUUCCAAAACUCGCUAUCCUCAGCUGGAGGCUGCAGGAGCAGGUCAUGUUGGCUGUCUCAUAUACACCCUGGAAACAAUUGGUACUCUCAUCAAGGAUGAUCAUGAAGUGACAGCUCUGCAUGUUGCAGCCAGGAAAGGACAGAUAUCCGUCCUUAUUUACUUGGUUGAGAAUAAUGUUGUGAAAUCUGGUGAUGUCUUUAAAGCAAGGAAUGGAGCCACUCCAGCCCACGAUGCAGCAGGAACAGGUAACCUUGAGUGUCUACGAUACCUUUUGAGCAGAACGCAAGCUGGUCCUAAUGACCUUGACAACAAUGCAGCAACUCCUCUUCAUUGGGCAGCACAGAGUGGCCAUCUUAAAGUAGUACAAUGGUUGGUAGCUGAAGCUCUAGCUCCUGUUGAUGCUGUUGCUAAAAAUGGUGUUACUCCAUUUCAUUUAGCAGCAGCAAAAAACCAUCUCGAUGUCCUUCGUUGGUUAGUAGGGUUUGCCUUUCGUCAUCACAAUCAACCAAUGAAGCUUGUCAAUGCAAAGGACAAAAAGCUGGCUCUACUCCACUGUACCAUGCUGCUCACGCCGGCCAUAUUAACAUUGUUCACUGGUCAUGGAGCUAAGCUUCAGCGCAGUAAACCCACUCAAGGACAAAUGAUGGACAAAUACAGACAUGCUCCACCACACAUGACUCUUCAUGAUCUAAUGGACAAGGAAGAGAUAGAGCUUCUGAGUCAGGAGCAAGAAACUUUUGAAAAUGAUACCAUUAUGACAGAAGCUGAACAGAAACGUCGACGUUUGAAGAGAAACUUGCUAAAGAGGAGGCAGAACGAAAGAGAAAAAAGGAGGCACUUAUGA
Gigantopelta aegis is the source of this 906-nucleotide messenger RNA. Its product is annotated as espin-like. Gene Ontology annotation, molecular function: protein binding. The record is from RefSeq and is a predicted model, not a curated record. NCBI's taxonomy places the organism in Eukaryota, Metazoa, Mollusca, Gastropoda, Neomphalida, Peltospiridae. The coding region runs from base 1 to 906 and encodes 301 amino acids. The transcript has 3 exons.